Molecule: messenger RNA, 802 nt
Organism: Thamnophis sirtalis
Lineage: Eukaryota; Metazoa; Chordata; Lepidosauria; Squamata; Natricidae
Source: RefSeq, a predicted model, not a curated record
AGCUCCCACGGAGAAUAGAAACCGAAACUUGCAGCCGGAAGAUCGCCCAGCUGAUUGAAUUUCAAGCCGAGCGACAGGAUCAGGAUUCAGGAGGGAAACCAACACCCCGCUGUGUUUCCCCGCUGUGUUUCCCCAGCGGGCGAAGUUGUAAGUUUGGGAGCCGAGGUCUGGAUUGCUUUCCACGUGCGCGGAGACGGAAUCACCUCCCUUUCCCAAGCGGUUCCCCGCCGGCGGCUCCAGCAGCAGCAGGAUGGAAGCGGCCGCCAGCCCAUCCCGGGACGAGUGUGUCCUCUACUUGAUCUCUUGCUUUAGGAACAGGAUCAAGGCCAGCGUCCAAGUGAAUCGAGUGCUGGAUAUGAUGCCGUCCCUCAGCCUCGACCAAAAACUUCAGCUCCGCGCCGUGGCUAAAGAAAAGGGGAACGUGGAAGCCGCGGAGAAGCUGCUCUCUGUGGUGGAGAAAGAGGCCGCCGACUCGCCGGGCUUAUGCCAGCAGUUUUGCGAGGCGCUGGUGCGAGGAGGCUACGGCGCCGCCAAUUACCUGGACCCCAGCCUGAGCGAAUUGCCCUCGCCCUCUUUGGAAGCGAUCGGCGACCUGGGCAAGGCUCUGGUGAACCUCUUCUUCGAUCGCCUCACCGACACGCUGCAGGCUACUCAGGUGGCUGUCCAGUGUUUGGGAAGGGGGCUCUUGGAUCUGGAAGACAUGGAGCGGCAGGAAAUUGGGCACUGUUGGAUUUUGGGAAGCAUCACCUACCACCUAGCAAAGAGGAUAAAGAAGCAGAAAGCCAAGACAAUGGAGGCCUAG